Anopheles maculipalpis is the source of this 1111-nucleotide messenger RNA. RefSeq names its product innexin inx2. The coding region runs from base 32 to 1108 and encodes 358 amino acids. Lineage: Eukaryota; Metazoa; Arthropoda; Insecta; Diptera; Culicidae. The transcript has a single exon. Gene Ontology annotation, molecular function: gap junction channel activity. The record is from RefSeq and is a predicted model, not a curated record. Gene Ontology annotation, cellular component: gap junction; plasma membrane. Gene Ontology annotation, biological process: phototransduction.
GAGGUGCGUUACACACUAAAAGGGCGGCAUCAUGUUUGAUGUGUUCGGAUCCGUGAAGGGUCUGCUGAAGCUAGACCAGGUGUGCAUCGAUAACAACAUCUUCCGGCUGCACUACAAAGCGACGGUCAUCAUACUGAUUGCCUUUUCGCUGCUGGUCACCUCACGACAGUACAUCGGUGAUCCGAUCGAUUGCAUCGUGGACGAAAUCCCGCUCAACGUGAUGGACACCUACUGCUGGAUCUACUCGACGUUCACCAUCCCGAACCGUUUGACCGGAAUCGCCGGCAAGGACAUUGUUCAGCCGGGUGUGGCGAGCCACGUCGAUGGGCACGAUGAGGUGAAGUACCACAAGUACUACCAGUGGGUGUGCUUCGUCCUGUUCUUCCAGGCGAUGCUGUUCUACGUGCCCCGCUAUCUGUGGAAGACGUGGGAAGGUGGCCGUAUCAAGAUGCUCGUGCUGGACCUUAACAUGCCCAUCAUGAACGAGGAGGCGAAGGAGCGUAAGAAGAUUCUGGUCGAAUAUUUUGUCGACAACAUGAAGGGACACAACUUUUACGCCAUGCGGUUCUUCUUCUGCGAGGUGCUCAACUUUGUCAACGUGCUCGGACAGAUCUACUUUAUGGAUUUCUUCCUCGAUGGCGAGUUCUCGACGUACGGCAGCGAUGUGGUACGCUUCACCGAGAUGGAACCGGAAGAGCGCGGUGAUCCGAUGGCACGCGUCUUCCCGAAGGUAACCAAGUGUACCUUCCACAAGUACGGUCCGUCCGGAAGCGUGCAAAAGUUCGACGGUCUGUGCGUGUUGCCGCUGAACAUUGUCAACGAAAAGAUCUACGUGUUCCUGUGGUUCUGGUUCAUCCUGCUUACCAUCCUGACCGGUGUCUCGCUGCUGUACCGCUUUGCCGUGCUCAUGAUGCCGAAGCUGAGGCUGCUGAUGCUGCGCGCCCGUUCCCGGCUGUCGACGCACGAGGAUGUAGAGCUGAUCGCGUCCCGGUGCCAGAUGGGCGAUUGGUUCAUCCUGUACCAGCUGGGCAAGAAUAUCGAUCCACUAAUCUACAAGGAAAUCAUCUUUGAUCUCUCCCAGAAGGUCGUGGGCAAGGAGAUCGUAUAAAAC